Lytechinus variegatus (green sea urchin) is the source of this 4955-nucleotide messenger RNA. RefSeq lists its product as uncharacterized. The record is from RefSeq and is a predicted model, not a curated record. Gene Ontology annotation, biological process: mRNA splicing, via spliceosome. Gene Ontology annotation, molecular function: protein binding; U6 snRNA binding; U4 snRNA binding. Lineage: Eukaryota; Metazoa; Echinodermata; Echinoidea; Temnopleuroida; Toxopneustidae. Bases 349 to 3537 code for a protein of 1062 amino acids. The transcript has 19 exons. Gene Ontology annotation, cellular component: U4/U6 x U5 tri-snRNP complex.
CUGGCGACUUGGGAAACAAAUUCUGCAGAAAAGAACAGUUCACUCGUUUUAAUCUCCUAUCUUAGUUUGUAUAAUUUGUAACUUAUGCAGAGGGGUGACCAGGAGAAGGGAUUUGCGAAGUAUCGUUCGUUCACUUUAUGCAUGCAAAUUAGACCAUUAUCAGGCUCACUCGGCUCAGAAGGUACCUCUGUUUCUGCAUGACUUUUGCUGAGUCGCUAUCCGUCAUCUGCGGGAGGUCUCUGGAGUAGCAGUCAACGCCGGGCCCGCUGGGAGACAAGCCCGGGCCCUGCCCUGCUGAAUUUAUGUUGCUCAUAUUUUUGCCCCGUUAGAGUCUGCCUCAGAAUCAAAAUGGCCAAAUUCAUCACACCUGUAUCAGAGACAAGAGGAAAUGUACAAAGAAUGAAAGGGGACUACCGUUAUGGACAUUUUGAGGUCAUCCCAAACCUUCCAACCUCGGGUCCUGCCCAAAAUUCUGAAAAGCAUGUCAGGACUUAUUUUAAUAACAAACAAAUAUUCCGAACCAUUUGUGAGUGGUUUGAGGUGUGGAUGCCAUGGCAGAGGCGAAUUGUUCUAUGUGGUACUACAGAUAGGUGUUCUACAUCUCAGCUUGAGUAUCUUGCUACAGCCUUAGAACCAGUGUUUCACAGGGACUUCCAGACCUCCCUGAGAGGGAGCUAUCCAUCACUGACCUCUAGAAAAGUGAUCCACACCAAUGAACAAUGGGAGAGAGCAGUUAAAAUGGCAGAUUCUGAUUUGAGUAGUGUCUACACUAAGCAAGAGAGCAAACCUUUGUCAAACAAAGAGUUACAUUCUGUAAACACAUUUGCUUUAAAAUUUGUCAGUGGUGUCAUUGCUGAAGCAGUUCAGAUAGCUGCAGGGAAGGAUACAGAAGACAGUUCUGGUGUAGACUCUUAUGAUGACAGUCAGAAAUCAAAGGGCAAAAAAGGACAUCAGAGAAAGCCUUCGCCAAUAGUAGAAGUCCAAGAGACCUCACCCAUUGUAAUUGAGAGUAAUGGAUCUCGCACCUUGAGCCCAACUACUAGUCGGUCACAGCAAAGUGGAUGUUCAUCAUCCUCCAAAGACACUUUGCUGAAAGUUCCAAAGAGUGAAAGGACCAGUUUCUCUGGCACAAAACACAGCACAACUUCCAGUCAAAGAGAUGGCCUUCUAUUUAUAGAGCGGAAGAGUGUUGACACCGCAUCUUUCGUCAACCAAAUCAAUUCUUCCGCUCACCCCCUUGAGUCUUCCUUUUCUGCAAAGCCAUCAGAAAGACGAAAAACAAAGAAUCGAUCAAUGGCUUAUAAUCAGUAUUUCUGUGGACAGGAGGAUACAGGCUUGGUUGAUCAGCACCACUUGGAUGCCCUACCACCUCUUGAGGCCAAAAAGGUGUCCACUUUCAACUGGUGUAUGAGUCACAGGGUCACACCUUCUGCAGGGUCAACUGUAGCUGGAUCAGCAGAAAGCCAUAGAAGUAAACCACACAAGCACACCAAGACCUACCCAACCCCAGGAAGUGCAGCAACCACAACAGACUUCUUUGAUCGCUCAAAGAUACAGAAACUAGGUGCGAUGAAAGGGGUUUUACGUACAGGUCAUAUCAACAAGCCACCCCUAGUUCAAGAUCUGUACAUCCCUGUCCAGAAAACUUUCAAGCCAAGCAAGUGGUGGACACCUAGACCUGUAGUGGUCCCUGCAAAGAAGCAACAACUGAGGGCAGCAUUCAAAGAACAGUUGGAACAGAUAUGGAUUUGGUUGAAAGAAUGGGAAGACCAUGAGAAAGGGGAUCUUUUAGUUGAACUCAUCAAGAUGUGUGACCAGGAGCUUAUCAAGUUCUUUGCUUCCUGCCUCACCAAACGGUUACAUCAGUAUGUGAAUUGGUUAGAGGAUCGUAUGGAUAUCAACAGCCUUCCAGAUAAAGUUCUCCUUCAUAUCUUCUACAUGCUAUCUCCAAAGGACCUACUACAGGUAGAGUUGGUAUGUAGGAGAUGGCGAUUCCUUGUCUCACAAGAAGAGCUCUGGCGAUACAAAUGCUUGCUAUUAGGAGCAUCCCAUGGUUCUCCUGAUCUUGUUCAACUGAUUGAGUUCUAUAUGAGUGAGAAUGCUGUAGACUGGAGGGAAGCUUAUUGGAACCUCACUGAUAUUAUGGUACAUCAUGAUGAAGUAGUCCUAGUUGGAUCAACACCAAAACCUGAUUUGAAGAGGAUGUGGAGGAUGGUAACUGAUAGGAUCUCUGAAUUAAGAAGAAGAUAUCUUCAUGAAGACACUGAAUCAGAAUCAUCAGUAUCUACAGUGGUAUCUGAGUCAGACUCUGUUUGUUCAGAAGUAGUUGAGAUAGCAGUCGCUGUUGCCCGUCCAAGACCAAGUAGUGCUCGCACAGAAACCUCUUCUGAUAUUGACCGUGAUGAACCUGAUAUGAGGUCUGCUGAAGCCCACACCCCUGUAGAUGAAAUUCUACGUAUGAGAAAGAGGACUACUUCAAGGAAGAGAAGAUCUACCAAGUUGGAGGACAUUGCAUUAGACAUCAGGCCUGAGUUACAUAGAGCUAAAGAUCUUCUGCAUCCAUCAGAAGAAGAUGAUGAGCACAUCCAUUAUGAUGGAAAGGUCAAGCAAAUCAAAAGAGUUCGUCGACUACAGGGUCAUGUUGACACCAUUUGUUGUGUGAAGUUUGAUAUAAGGAGACUGAUCACAGGCUCUAUGGAUCGAACUAUUCGAGUAUGGGAUAUUCGCAGUGGAAAGAGCAUACGCAGGCUUACAGGACACAAGGGAGGAAUCCGAUGUCUGCAGUUUGACGAGACUCGGAUAGUCUCUGGAUCAUGGGACAUGUCAGUUAUGGUCUGGGAUGUGGUAAGGUUUGAACUGAUGGCGGAACUCACCGGCCACACAGGCGUUGUAUCGUGUCUCCAGUUCAACGACCGUCUCCUUGUGACAGGAUCCCAUGAUCGUACUCUACGUAUUUGGAGCAUGAUUGAUUAUGAAUGUAAACAUGUCAUCAAGCACCACUCUGAUGCUGUUACCUGUCUCAUUCUAGAAGACAAUGUGGUCAUCAGUGGGUCAUUUGAUAGAUCUUUAAAGGUGACUGAUGUUAACUCAGGGGAGUGUCUUCAGAACAUGACUCAUGAGAAACAGGACCGCAUCACAACCAUUCAGUGUCUUGAUGAUGAGAUAUUAGUUGGAACUCUGUCUGGACGUUUCUUGAUAUGGAACCGAACCCAUAGCACCCUUGACAGAGCAUACCAGGCCCUGGAUUCACCAAUCUAUAAAGUGGUUGUACUUUCAGUUGAUGAUAGGGAGACUAAAAUUCUCAUAGCAUCAGCUAAUGGCUCCAUUGGUGAGUGGGUUCUUGAAUCUAUGACCUGUGUAAGAAUCUUACAGGGACAUCGGGGUCCAGUAAGAGAUAUCCAGGUAUCUAAUGCUCGAGUAGUAAGCUGCAGUGAAGAUAAAACAGCCAGGAUCUGGGAUUUAAGUCCUCCACCUCUUAAACCAGGAGAUGAAAAUGGAAUCAAUCCAGAGAUAGUCAAUGAAAGAGAUAGUGACUAAGAGAGAUGGACAGAGGUGUUAGAAAAGAAUAAAGAUGCUUGAAGAUUUAAUGAGACAUUACAUUUACAGAGGAACAUAUGCUUUUACUGAAAGGAAGUGAAACUGAGAAAUAUUAAAUUAAAGAGACCGUGACUAAGAUAAAGCAAAAUAGGUAAAAAAUACUAUAUUACUUAGGGGCAGUAACUAAGAGAGAGUUGGAAAAGGAUAAGCUUGAUGAGUUUAAAAGACAUCUGCAGGGACAUUUAUUACUACUACUAAGAGAGAAUAAUUGGAGAUUAGUCACUGAAAGGGACAGUUACUCAGAGAGAAUAAAAAAGUGAGUCUUACUAAAGCAUAAUAACUUAGAGAAGUAUUACAGGACAGGGACUGAGAGCUAAGCCACAAAUAAGAAAAUGUCUCAUGUAUAAUCAUUGAAGUAGAAAACUAUAAGAGAUGGUAAAUAAAGUAUUAAAUAGUGGAAAAGUUAAUGUUUCUUUUCCUACCCCUGACAAUAAGCCAUUGAAUUUGUGAACUUCAAUAUUUGCCUUGUUGCUAAAGUGUACAUCGAAUAUUAUGAUCACACUAAAAAAGUUGAAUGAUUUGUAUAUUUGUGUGAUAUUUGUAGCUCUUGGAAUACACAACUAAUCGUCUCAUUUUCAUUUACAUUUCUUUUUAAUUUGUAUAAUUAUCUAUUUUAUAAAUGUAUAAUCAUUUUAAAGAGGUUAAAUGAUUUGAAUUGGUGUAGUUCUUGUAUCUCUGGGAAUUCAAGUGUUGUUCUCACUUACAUUCUUAAGAAGGCAUUACCCUUGGUGUGUAAUAGUUCUCUCUGAUUUGACAUGUAAACCAUCCGAUAUAUUAUCAUGACUGGAGAAGCGUAUAUUAUUUCUUCCGGGGGUACCUGAUGAAUGUUCGCCUGUCUGCCGACAGUAUUUGGCAUCCUAACAAUGAAUGACAAGAGAAUACUAGAAAUAAACUUUCAAAAUGAAUCUAAAUUCCAUCAAUUCUGUCAACUGUUUGGUUCAAAGUUCUUCCUCUACGUGCAUAUUUGGCAGUACAGGUAUUGUUAGUGACUGUUUUCCAUUUUGAUUCUGUGAUGACAAGUCAGUUUGUAUUCUCAUUCAUCUUAAUUGAAAUAUUCCACUCUACAUAACUUUAGAAAAUGGUUGUGUUCCAAUACAGAUAAUGUCCAUUAACAUUCAAAGUAUUAAUAUGUAAACUAUGCAAAUUUUUAUUCCAUCCAGUGUAUUUUAACCAAAGAUAAAGAAAAUGGAUUAUCUGAAUUCUGAAAUAUGCAGCUCAAGUAUUCUUACAAUUUUUAUAUAUCAAUUUAUUUGUAAAGAUAUGUAUAUAUUUAUGAGAAAUGCUCAUUUCGUGCAUACUAUGUGUGUAAUUUAUGUAUAAGUACAUGUACAGUAUUAUUAUUGAAAUUAUAUACUUCC